This is a messenger RNA of Oldenlandia corymbosa var. corymbosa, 3168 nucleotides long. The record is from the annotation of a GenBank genome assembly. NCBI's taxonomy places the organism in Eukaryota, Viridiplantae, Streptophyta, Magnoliopsida, Gentianales, Rubiaceae.
AUGGCGACGGUGGCUUCCGCCGGCAUUCUCAUUCCUCUGACGCAAUGGCGGCAACAAAACCGCGGUCACCGGCGCAGUGCAAUUUUCCUCCACACUGAAAUCAAUCAUUUUCCAGUACUGCCUAUCUAUUUCCAUCAUUCAACCCGGCGUCCCUCCUCUGCUGUCGUCUCUGCUGCUUCUCUGAAGGAAAAGAUGGGGGAAAUUAAGAAGACGUGGAAUGACUUUUCCAGCUUAAAUUAUUGGGUAGUACGUGAUUAUUACCGGCUCGUGAAUUCAGCAAAUGAGUUCGAGCCUCAAAUUCAACGUCUCUCCGAUGAAAAGUUAAGUCAUAAGACUGUGGAGUUUCGGAGGCGUUUGAAUCAAGGAGAGACUCUUGGUGAUAUCCAAGCAGAGGCUUUUGCUGUUGUUCGUGAAGCUGCAAAAAGAAAGCUUGGAAUGCGGCAUUUUGAUGUUCAGAUUAUAGGCGGAGCAGUCCUUCAUGAUGGCUCCAUAGCUGAAAUGAAAACUGGGGAAGGAAAAACCUUGGUGUCCACAUUAGCAGCCUAUCUCAAUGCACUUACAGGCGAGGGUGUUCAUGUGGUAACUGUAAAUGAUUAUUUGGCUCAACGUGAUGCAGAGUGGAUGGGACGUGUUCAUCGUUUUCUGGGUCUAUCUGUUGGUCUUAUUCAAAGAGGGAUGAAAGCUAAGGAGAGAAGAUCAAACUACAGGUGUGACAUAACAUACACCAACAACUCAGAACUUGGUUUUGAUUAUCUGCGAGAUAAUCUUGCCAGCAGUAAUGACCAGCUGGUGAUGAGAUGGCCCAAGCCCUUUCAUUUUGCAAUAGUUGAUGAAGUCGAUUCCGUUCUAAUUGACGAGGGUAGAAAUCCUCUGUUGAUCAGUGGUGAGGCAAACAAGGAUGCUGCUAGAUAUCCAGUUGCUGCCAAAGUGGCUGAACUUCUUAUAUCUGGCCUGCAUUACAAAGUAGAGCUGAAGGAUAAUUCGGUGGAACUGACUGAAGAUGGAAUUUUGCUUGCUGAGAUGGCUCUGGAAACAACUGAUCUUUGGGAUGAGAAUGAUCCUUGGGCCAGAUUUGUGAUGAAUGCUUUGAAAGCCAAGGAAUUCUACAAGCGGGAUGUUCAAUACAUUGUUAGGAAUGGAAAGGCUCUUAUAAUAAAUGAGUUGACAGGAAGAGUAGAAGAGAAAAGGCGUUGGUCUGAUGGAAUUCAUCAGGCCGUAGAAGCUAAAGAAGGUCUUCAGAUUCAGGCUGAUUCAGUUGUUGUAGCACAAAUUACGUAUCAAUCUCUCUUUAAGCUAUAUCCGAAGCUCUCAGGGAUGACGGGAACUGCAAAAACUGAGGAGAAAGAAUUCUUGAAAAUGUUUCAAACUCCAGUUAUUGAGGUGCCAACAAAUUUACCAAAUAUCCGUCAAGAUUUCCCCACUCAAGCAUUUGCUACCGCACGAGGGAAAUGGGAACAUGCUCGUCAAGAAGUUGAGAAUAUGUUCAGACUGGGCCGUCCGGUUUUAGUUGGGACUACCAGUGUAGAAAAUUCUGAAUAUCUUUCUGCUUUGCUGAAGCAAUGGAAUAUUCCACACAAUGUCCUCAAUGCCCGGCCAAAGUAUGCUGCUAAAGAAGCUGAGAUUGUGGCUCAAGCUGGGAGAAAAUAUGCAAUUACCAUUUCUACAAACAUGGCUGGUAGGGGUACUGACAUAAUCCUAGGAGGAAAUCCAAAGAUGCUGGCAAAGGAAAUACUGGAAGAUAGCUUGCUAGCUUUCCUGACAGAUGAUAUUCCAGAUAAAGAUGGGGAACCAAGCUCUGAAAUGGUCCUGUCUAAGAUAAAAGUUAGUCCAUCAUCACUUGCUUUAUUGGCUAAGACGUCAUUGAUGGCUAAAUAUGUUAGCAAAAGUGAGGGUAAGAGAUCCACUUUACAAGAGGCAAAGUCUGUGAUUGCCGAUUCUAUUGAGAUAAGCCAGUCUUUGGACCCAAGAGAACUGCAAAGGCUUGUUGAUGAACAGUCUGAGAUGUAUCCUCUUGGCCCAUACAUAGCUCUUACUUACCUAUCAGUUCUUGAAGAUUGUGAAAGUCAUUGUUCGCUUGAAGGAUUAGAGGUUAAAAGUCUUGGUGGCCUGCAUGUUAUUGGAACAUCUUUACAUGAGUCAAGAAGAAUAGAUAACCAGCUUCGCGGCAGAGCCGGAAGACAAGGGGACCCCGGUUCUACUCGGUUCAUGGUUAGCUUGCAGGAUGAGAUGUUUAAGAAGUUCAACUUUGACACCGAAUGGGCAGUGAGACUAAUAUCCAGGAUUAAUAAUGACGAAGAUUUUCCAAUUGAAGGUGAUACAAUUGUUAAACAGCUUUUGACCUUACAAAUCAAUGCCGAAAAGUAUUAUUUUGGCAUAAGAAAGAGCCUUGUUGAGUUCGAUGAAGUUCUGGAGGUGCAAAGAAAGCAUGUUUACGAUCUUCGGCAAUCUAUUUUGACGGGCACUUCUGAGAAUAGUUCACAGCUUAUUUUUAAGUACAUGCAGGCAGUAGUGGAUGAAAUGAUUUUCAAAAAUGUUGAUCCCUUUAAGCAUCCAAGUAGCUGGUCUUUGGGUAAGCAGUUCAAUGAGUUCAAUGACCUAGCGAAAGAAGUAUUGAAUGACUGUUUUGCAGGGAUUGCUGAAGAAACUUAUAUUAGAUCACUUUCUCAUCUUCAUGAAUUGAAAGCAAUAAACAUCAGCAAUUUUCACCCUCCAAAUUUGCCUAAACCGCCCAACUCCUGUAGGGGUAUCCGUGGGAAACGCUCUUCACUCAAACGAUGGCUCGCUCUUUGCAAUGAUGAUUCAAUGAGAGAUGGGAAGUAUCGAAUGACGGUCAAUCUUCUACGCAAGUACCUCGGAGAUUUCUUAAUCGCUUCAUAUUUGAAUGCCAUUCAAGAAUCCGGUUACGAUGCUAUGUAUGUUAAGGAAAUAGAGAGGGCUGUCAUUGUCAAGACUUUAGAUUGUUUCUGGCGAGACCAUUUGGUAAACAUGAAUAGGCUUAGUUCUGCGGUGAAUAUUCGAAGUUUUGGACACAGAAAUCCACUGGAAGAGUACAAAAUCGAUGGUUGUCGGUUUUUCAUCUCAAUGCUUAGUGCAACGCGGAGGUUAACUGUGGAGUCUCUCUUACGGUACUGGUCAUCUCCGGUGGAUUCCCAAGAGCUCUAUGUAUAG